UUCAUUGGUAUCGGACGUGCUUUUAAAGUGCUCCGUAAAAAAUUCUCAAAACACAUUGAGAAAGCAUCAUUUUCUUGCAAUUUUUCAGAUUCAUCGCAACCUAAACUUCAUUCAUCUCCAACUUUGACGAGCCCCCUUAAGCGCAGCGGAUCGAAGAUGUCUGAUCGUGAAAGAAACGGCUACGAUCGACGCGAUAGACGUCGCUCGCCUGACAGACGUGACAGGCGUCGUUCUCCGGAUCGUCGUGAUCGAUUCAGAGAUCGUGGCAGAGACAGGAGUCGCGAUCGUGAUUUCGGCGGAGGUGGCCGACGUGGCGGCGGCGGAUAUGGCGAUCGGGAUCGUCGUGGAGGUGGUCGCUUCGGUGAUCGUCGCCCGGAACGUCGUGAACGUAGCACCGAUAUCACGGAAAACAUGGAAAUCGAGUCAGAUAAAGUAAAAUACGUCAUUGGUCGUGGCGGCACUAAAAUUCGUGACAUUCAAUAUUCUUGCCGGGUAUCCGUUCAAAUUGAUAAAAGCCCCAACGACAGCGGUUAUAACAACGUAACCAUCAGUGGUGCAUCGCACAACAUCAAACGUGCCAAGGAUGCCAUCAACGAAGUCGUUCGUCGCGUACUCGAAUUCGAAGACAAGGACAGAGACAGUCGAUCACGAGAACGCGAACGUGACCGCGAUCGUCGUCGCAAAUACUCCGACAGCGACUAAAUGGGACUUUGAGUCUCUCAACUGAGUGUCGUGUGCAAAAGACAAAAAUAACCAACAAAAGUUUAACUUGAGAUAUGCAAAAAAAAAAAAUCCAAGCGUUUUGGACUUCCUAGAAAUAUUAAUUUUAUAUAAUUUUUUUAAACCUGAAAGAAAUUUAACUACCCCCCUAAGAUUUAAGUUAAACAUUUCCCCGAGUAUUAUUUUUUUCCACAUUUCUUAAAUAACCCUCCAGAGAAAAAUGCUACGUCGUCACGUGACGAUAGCAAAACAAUAUCGAAAGUAAUCAAAAAAUGAUGAAAAUUUACAAAGAUUUUGCAUUUAGACAAAUAUUAUAUGAGUUUAUGUCGAUAGAUGUAUAACUACUAUACUAAAUAACGAACCACUAUAAAAGAAUAAAAAUUGUAAUAAAACCCACAUGUAAGCAAAAUAAAUGGAAUAAAGAAGAUAGUGUUUCAAAAAUGGCAAAUUAAGGCGUUUUUCAA
Culicoides brevitarsis is the source of this 1184-nucleotide messenger RNA. Its product is annotated as U1 small nuclear ribonucleoprotein 70 kDa-like. The transcript is spliced from 4 exons. Gene Ontology annotation, molecular function: mRNA binding. NCBI's taxonomy places the organism in Eukaryota, Metazoa, Arthropoda, Insecta, Diptera, Ceratopogonidae. The coding region runs from base 157 to 702 and encodes 181 amino acids. Gene Ontology annotation, biological process: regulation of gene expression. The record is from RefSeq and is a predicted model, not a curated record. Gene Ontology annotation, cellular component: nucleus; cytoplasm.